ACACGCGGGGUCUUUGACAACGUCAUCGGCCUCCCCAGGUCAGUUCAGUUGAGUUGAGCAGGAGGCGGCUUAAAAUACGACAUUGAAAUGCCCAACUGUACCUGCCUACAGGGCGUGUUCGGAGUGCAAUACAGUAUUUAUCCCGUCCUCAUAAGGCUGACGUACGUCCACCCUUUGAGUUAGGGUGCCUCACCUCAGCCACAUAAUAUAAGCUUUAAGCUUCCAACUUCCCCUCCUCUACGGAGUAGUUAUACCUACCUGCCUUAUAACAGAACCAACCGUCUCGUUAGGUCUGCGUCGCUUUACACUUUACACUUACUUGCAGAUCCCCCCUCUACCUUACCUACCUUACCAUACAAUGUCAAAAGACUACUACGAGUACGAAGAAUACUCUCGUCGCCGACGUGACUUUUCUCCCGACAACUAUUCCGGUGGUGCCCCAGGGUCUCAGCAACAAGGCCCUCCUCCUCCUGGCGCUCCUCCUUAUGCCUCAACCUCCCGUCUUGAUGAUCCUUACUACGGCGGCAUGCCUCCUCCUCCGCGGGAGCGCAUGACCCUCGAGCCUCCCGAGUCACAGAACCGCCCACGAUCUGUCCCACCAAACACCACCAUGGUCCGACGCAGCCGCUCUCGUUCCCGUCCUCCCUCGGACGACGACGACUAUGACGACAGACGGAGCUCACGAAACCGUUCACAGAGUCCCGUUACCCGCGCUCGGAACGUCGUUGAUGAGAACUUCUCUCAUUCCGCCGGCGGCAUCGGCGCCGGUAUCUUAGGCGCUGUCGUUGGUGGUCUUGUAGCUCGCGAGGCGACUGAAGCUGCAACACGCCGCAAGCACAAGACCCGGGGUUACGAAGACGAGAAUGAGGACCGCACUCGUCUCGUUUCCACCAUUCUCGGCGCUGUCGCCGGUGGCCUAGGAGCCAAUGCUCUCGCCAAUAGGGUUGAAGAUUCUAGGGAGCGAGACCGACGACGCCAACUCGACUGGGAGCGUGAGCGCAGCUACGUGCGCGAGCAGGAGAUGCCCCGUUAUGAGCAACGGAGAUCCAGUGACCGUGACAGAGAGGACGACCGUCGCGAUCGUGACCGUGACCGUGACCGGUAUGAUCGCGGCAGGGCACUACCCCAAAAUGAUGAUGAUGAUUAUGACUUCGUCUACGAUGAUCCGCGAUACGAAGAUCGAGAACCUAGGCGACGUAGAAGCGAGGACAACUACCGCUAUCGCCAAUAGUCGACCCUUCUUUUUGCCCCUCGACAGCCGAUUACUGCUUCAUUAUGACGUCUCACGAUAGUAUUUCUUUCGUUAUUUUCUUCUUGUUUACUUCUUCUCUUGGUUUAUGUUGGGUGACGUUUUAAAUUUUGCGAGCCGUACUAGAAGUGUUUUUCAUUACCACAGGCUGAACCGUCAAUCUGGAUAUCAACUUUUGGGGGAUCUCACGAGAACAUGACUUGGCGCCUCUUGGAUAUUUACAUAGUCGAUACUGUUAUGUUUUUAAAGUGCUUACGGUGUCAUGUAUGGUUUCAUGUACCUAUUGGAGUCCUCUUUGGCGAAUUCUGGGGUUACUUCUCGUAUCGAUUUUACAAUGCAUUCGCAUAUCAUGAUAAGGAUUACCGCAGCUGAAUCACCUGCCCUAUUUGCAACACUCCAACUCCAUGAUGACGUGCUGUCCAACCAAUUCAACUCAAUCGAAAGCAACAAAACCAAAACCAUGACUUGUCACAAGUAACAAGUCCAUUCAAUCAUAUUCCUUCCUGAACCGCUGUCCACCGUCGCUCGCCCCGGUUGCUGGAGUCCCUGCCAUUGCCUCCAGUGUGUUCUCGAACAUCCUGCUCUCGCUCCACGAUCACCUUGAAGAACUGAGCUAUGUCAGCAAGCGCGCGCUGCUGAUAGUCAGGGACAUCAAGCAUUUUGAAGGUUGACUGGGUGUCGACCAACUGCUUCGCAAUCACAGAAUCUGGCUGGCAAAGUGUUCGGACGCACAUUGCUCGGGCAUUGACCUUCAUGGCGUGCAGGAGCCCGCCAAUCUCAACAUGAUCGGCUUGUCGGCGGCCAUAGAAGCGAAAAUCGUCGACGUGCAAGUUGAUAAGUUCAAGCUGCGUCUCCAGGUCGUAGCGGAAACCAACAACCUUUGGUCGGCCUUUGUUAUGCCACGUAUCUGCUACCUUCUUGAGCUUGUCAGGCACAAGCCGACCCUUGUCCAGUUGCACCGUAAUAUAGUCAUUCAAUGCAGUGCUCAGGUUGAACUCCAGUUCGCAGUAGAGAAGGCUUUGCUCUCUGGCAUUUAGUGAAAUGGCGACCUGUGAUGUCGGGCGAGACCGGAUUGCGGGCUGCGCCCGACGAGAGGUAUAAUGAAGCUCCGUCUGCGGCUGAGUUAGUACAAAUAUCUGACGCUGUAUUUUACCAACAUACCAUGUCUUUUGCGAGUUUCUUGAUGUUGUCCAAAAUUCCGGUCUUCUUCUGGGGCGUCUUUGCGCUUUGAUCAGGGCCGCCGUCAGGGCGUUCGAGCCACCCGUUAUCCCCAAUCAUUAUUUUUUCGCCCUUCUUGGAGCUUGGGUAGUCUGUCCCUCUGAAAUAGAAUUGCAGUGGUGAGAAUAUGGGAGUGUCUUGGACAGCCCGACGAUAGUUGCCGUUAUUAGAGCCCGCUGUUAUGACUUGUGGGAUCGGUGUAGACUGCACUGCGAUGGCUCGAGCUUGUCUCAGCCCAUCUGCAGAGCUCUUCGAGCGUCGAGGCCUAUUGACUACAUCCUCUGGAUGGCUUACCGACUCCUUGAUCAUGGAGGAAUCAUGGGUCCUUUUCCACUCUUGACAGUAGCCCUCUCCAGCACCAUUGAAUCUGGAUUGUGACCUGGCGUGGCUGAGGCGAAGAGGUGAUGGGCGGGCAGUUUGUUGAGGGGAGUAGACCGAAGAGGUAUCAUCGUCGAAGAUCGGCUCACGCUCAAAGCUUCCCUGCCCCAAAGGAGAGACUGAAUCGGGAAUAUCUUCCAUCUCGGCUGGCCGAGGAACUGCCCCACUAUGACGGAGAUUCCCAAGCUGCAACGGAGAAGGCGGGUUGAUAUGUCGACGUUCUGCUAAACUGGCAGAGAACAAGUCCUUGGAAGAACCCGAAUGGCGACCGGGCAUAAGCUCCGAAAAGGUUGGAGAAUUCACAUCAGAGGGACCAUCUUCUCUAGUAGUCCAACCGUAGGAAUACUCAUGCUGUAGAAGUCUUGGUUUGUUCUUUCGUGGUGUCGACCUCGGAGUGGUUCUUGGAGUGGCCAUCGUAGACUUUUUCUUGAAUUUAGCGGCCUUGGUUGGGCUCUUAUCGACUUGAUGACUGAAACUUCAGGGAAAUUAGUUGGAAAUAUAGAUUAAUAGAAAAAUAUGACAUACGCGUCCGUAA
Fusarium verticillioides 7600 is the source of this 3380-nucleotide messenger RNA. RefSeq lists its product as hypothetical. The coding region runs from base 359 to 1231 and encodes 290 amino acids. The transcript has a single exon. Lineage: Eukaryota; Fungi; Ascomycota; Sordariomycetes; Hypocreales; Nectriaceae. The record is from RefSeq and is a predicted model, not a curated record.